Molecule: messenger RNA, 2039 nt
Organism: Ceratosolen solmsi marchali
Lineage: Eukaryota; Metazoa; Arthropoda; Insecta; Hymenoptera; Agaonidae
Product: xaa-Pro aminopeptidase 1
Exons: 6
Coding region: 149-2017 (622 amino acids)
Molecular function (GO): metalloaminopeptidase activity
Source: RefSeq, a predicted model, not a curated record
AAAUUUUUUAGUAUUAGAUUUAUAAGAAAAAAAUGCUGUACCAUAAAUUUGAUGACGUGGCUUAAAUAAUGACAACAACUAGAAUAUAAAACUAAAUAAAAUUUAAAUUUAAAACAAAAAUAUAAUUUAAAUAUAUUGAAAAAUAUUGAUGGCCGCUAAAUCUGGAUUAGAAAAAUUGUCAUACCUGAGGAAACUUAUGAUGAACAUUCCUGAGAAUGAUAAUAAGCAAAUUCAAGCAUAUAUAGUUACUUCGGAUGAUGCACAUCAAUCUGAAUAUAUUCGAGAAAGAGAUAAAAGACGACAGUAUAUAUCAGGCUUCAAAGGUUCAUUAGGUACAGCUGUUAUAACUUGUGACAGUGCCUUACUUUGGACUGAUGGUAGAUACUUUACUCAGGCUUCUACAGAAUUGAAUCCUCCUAAUACGUGGACACUUAUGAAAGAAGGAUUUACUGGCACACCAUCAUUAGAUGAUUGGCUUAUUUCUAACUUACUUCCGAAAUCCGUAGUAGGUGCUGAUCCUAAUCUACUUAGUAAUACAAAUUGGACUUUGUUACAAAGUAGAUUAAAAACUGCUGGGCAUAGUUUACUACCUAUUGAAAAAAAUUUAAUUGAUGAAAUUUGGGACAUUAAUCGACCAAGCGAAAUAUUAAAUAAAAUAGUUCCACAUAAAUUUGUUUAUUCUGGUAAAAUAUCUGGAGAUAAAGUUAAGGAGUGUUUUCAAGCAAUGGAAAAAAAUAAAGUUACAAUUCUUGUAGUAUCAGCUUUAGAUGAAAUAGCUUAUUUACUUAAUUGGAGAGGUUCGGAUAUUCCAUAUAAUCCAGUAUUUUUAGCGUAUAUUAUUUUAUGUUCGAACCAAGUUCACAUAUUUUUAAAUGAAGAUAGAUUAACUUUAGAUGCAAGACAGCAAUUAAUUCGAGAGAACGUCAAUUUUAUAUUACAUCCCUAUGACGAUGUAAUACCAUAUUUAAAGCAACUUUGCUCAUUAGACAAUAGUAAAGUUUGGAUAUCAGGUAACUCCAGCUACGCUUUGCAUCGUGUUUGUAAUUCGGUAACAACACAUAUAGCUGUAACGCCAAUAAGUUUGAUGAAAUUAGUAAAGAAUGAUACAGAAAUCUUUGGUAUGAAAUCAGCACAUGUUAAAGAUGCUAUUGCUCUUGUAAAAUAUUUUGCGUGGUUAGAAAAUAAGAUUGUUAAGGAAUCAAAUAGUGACUCAAUCGUAACUGAACUCUCAGGUGCAGAUCAGCUAGAAAAAUUUCGAAAAGAACAGUUGAAAUAUGUAGGACCCAGUUUCCAAACUAUAUCAGCUGUCGGAAAACAUGCUGCAAUAGUGCAUUAUCAAUCUUCGCCAGAUACUGAUGUUCCUAUAAAUAAUCAAGAAUUUUAUUUAUGUGAUGCUGGAGCUCAUUAUCUUGAUGGAACAACUGAUGUUACAAGAACAUUUCAUUUUGGACAACCUUCGGAAUUUGAAAAAGAAUGUUUUACUCGUGUGUUUAAAGGACAAUGUAAUCUUGCAAUGUCGAAAUUUCCCUCAAUGAUCAAAGGAAACUAUUUGGAUACAUUAGCCCGAAAAUAUUUAUGGGAUGUUGGUCUGGACUACCUUCAUGGAACUGGACAUGGUGUUGGAGCCUAUUUGAAUGUACACGAAUUUCCUACUAUGAUAUCGUGGAGAGUAUACCCAGAUGAUCCCGGCUUACAAUCUGGAAUGUUUUUAUCAAAUGAACCUGGUUAUUACGAAGAAGGGAAUUUUGGUAUACGCCUAGAAAAUAUAGAAAUGAUUAUUAAAUCAGAUACUAAAUAUAGUCGAUUAAAUCGAGAGUUUCUCACAUUUGAUACAGUAACACUGGUUCCUAUUCAAACACGAUUAUUGAAAAUAUCAAUGCUAACAGAUCAUGAAAUUAAAUUCUUGAAUAACUACCACAAAAGAUGUUAUAAUGUCUUACAUUCUCAUCUACAUGGACCUGAAAAUAUUCAAGCCUUACACUGGCUUCUAAAAGCAACAAAAUCUAUUACAAAAUGAAUACAUUAUUUGUAUUUAAGCA